Messenger RNA from Gilbertella persicaria, 1946 nucleotides. RefSeq lists its product as uncharacterized. The record is from RefSeq and is a predicted model, not a curated record. Bases 80 to 1690 code for a protein of 536 amino acids. Gene Ontology annotation, molecular function: nucleosome binding; histone binding; DNA binding. Gene Ontology annotation, cellular component: FACT complex; nucleus. The transcript has 5 exons. Lineage: Eukaryota; Fungi; Mucoromycota; Mucoromycetes; Mucorales; Choanephoraceae.
CCAAAUUCAAAAAUAUUUUUCAAUACCUUUCUUUUUUAUCCAAGAACAAACAUACACACACAUACACACACUACAGUACAUGUCUGAUAAAAAGAACGUCGACUUUAAUUCCAUCUAUUGUGGUCUUCAGCCUGAUGUAGGUCGUUUUCGUCUCUCACAAAACGGUCUUGGUUGGAAAGGUGGCAGAGAUCGUACUAUUAUUGUCGCUACGGACAAUUUAAAGAAAAUGACGUGGAUAAGAGCUGCAAGAGGUUUUGAACUUCGAGUUUCUCAAAAAGAUAAUACUGUUUUACGAUUUGAUGGUUUCAAACCUGAUGAUUUGGAAGAAUUAAAAGAUGCUGUCAAGUUGUUUUACAAGCUGCCUAUUGAAGUCAAAGAAGUGAGUGUCAAGGGUUGGAAUUGGGGUAAAACUGAAUUUCAAGGAUCUACGCUUAAUUUCAGUGUGGGUAAUAAAACCAUGUUUGAAUUACCUCUUGAACAAGCCAUUGCUACCAACAAACCCGGUAAAAAUGAAGUUGCCAUCAAUUUUGUCGAUCCUGGACAGCCUGCACCUGAUGGCAUUAACCCUAAAGACAUGGACGAACUGAUGGAUGUCUCAUUUUAUGUUCCUGGCACAGUGGCAAAGGAAGUGACAGACGAUACUGAAAACAAUGAGGAAGAAGAAGAAGUGAAUGCAGACAUGGUGUUCUAUGAAACUGUGAAAUCCAAGUUAGAAUUAAGCCAGAUGACAACAGAAAAUAUUGUUCAAUUCCAAGAAGUGUUGUGUCUUACACCCCGUGGUCGUUACAAUAUCGAUAUGUAUCAAGACUUUCUUCGUCUUCGUGGUAAAACAUAUGACUACAAGAUUCUUUAUUCCAACAUCAUCAAACUCUUUUUGUUAUUGAAGCCUGAUGAAGUCCAUGUUUUGUUUGUGAUUGGUUUAGAUCCUCCACUUAGACAAGGUCAAACAAAGUAUCCGUUUUUAGUCUUCCAAUUUGUACGUGAAGAAGAAAUCGAUAUUGAAUUGAAUUUGGAAGAAGAAGCAUUAGACGAAAAAUACGAAAACAAGCUUCAGAAACAUUACGAUGCACCUACUUAUGAAGUUGUCAGCAAUGUCUUUAGAGCCUUGACAGGCAGAAAGGUCACUGUUCCUGGUUCUUACAAGAGUCACCACGGUGCUAGUGCACUCAAGUGUUCUAUGAAAGCCAAUGAAGGCUUUUUAUAUCCAUUGGAAAAGAGUCUGUUGUUUAUUCCUAAACCUCCCACUUUUAUUCCUUUGAAUGAAAUCAGUGUUGUUACCUUUAGCCGUGUAGGUGGUCAAUCAGGAGGCAGUUCUCGUACAUUUGAUAUGAAGAUCAACAUGAAGAGUGGCAAUGAUAUUCAAUUCUCUAGUAUUAACAGAGAAGAAUAUGCUAAUAUUGAAGAUUACUUGAAGCAAAAGAAGAUCAAGAUCAAGAGUGAAGGCAAUGAAGACGCUAUGAUGACCUACACUGAUUUAGCUGAAUUGGACGAUGAAGACGAUGAAGAUGAUGAAUAUGAUGCUAGAAAGAGACGUAGAACAGAAGGUGGUGCCAUGACUGGUGGAGGAGACGAUGAUGAUGAUGAAAGUCCUGAUGAGGAUUUCGCUCCUGGUAGUGACAGUGAUGUUCCUGAAGAAUAUGAUUCUGAUGCACAAGGCUCUUCAGAAGAAGGAGACGAAGAUGAAGAUUAAAAACAUAAUAACAAUAAAGAGUAGUGAAAAGCAAAAGUAUUAUUAUUAGUAUUAAGUAAGAAUAAAGUGUGUGUGUGUGUGUGGAGAGAGAGAGGGGAGAAAUAAUAUAUGUAUAUAUGUAUUUAUGUAUGGAGAAUCUGUACAAUAAUAAAAAGAGAGAGAGCGAGUGGACUGGGGGAAUCCUUUUUUUUUUUUGGUGUUUUCACUGUUUACAUGAUACCAUUUAGAUUUCUUUGUUGUUGUUGUUGUUGUUGUU